AUGGCAUUAACAAACCCCAAAAAGCAGAAGCACAUCGUCUUCGAUGUAAUCGGUACGCUGGCCUCUUACUCUAAGUUUUUCGAGGCGUUGGAAGAGAGGUUGGGUGAUAAGCUACGCGCUGAGGGGAUUAAACCGAUGCUUUUUGGAUAUGCUUGGAUCGAAACCGCAGAACGCGAAUACACAUACCUAUCCAUAUCCAGCACCACAGGCUAUACACCGUUCUAUAAAGUCUUCGCACCACUCUUCUAUCGCGUUCUUUGGAUGUCUGGUGUUUCUGAACCACGAGAGCUUGCUAGUGAUGAAGAUAAAGACAUAAUAAUGCGCAGCUUCCUAAUCCUUCAACUACGUCCCGACGCCUCAGCCUGCAUAUCCCACCUCCGCGCCCACGAUUUCACGGUAUGGGGCUAUACAGCCGGCGACGUCUCCACCGUAGCUGCGUAUUUCGCAGACGCGGGAAUCGAGAUGCCGGUGCGCAAUCUGUUGAGUUGUGAUAUGUAUGGGGUUGGGAAACCGGAUAAGGAGUCUUAUACACCUGUACUAGAAUUGCUGAAGAAAGAGAAAGGAGAGGGAGGGAGAGUGAGAGGGGUAAAGGAAGUGGAAGAGGGAGGGGAAAAGGAGGAGUUUUGGUUCGCUGCGGCGCAUAUGUGGGAUGUUAGCGCGGCGAGGAAAUCUGGGUUUAAAGGAGCGUGGUGUUCGGUAUAUGAAAAGGAACCGUGUGUGGAGAUCUUUGGGGAGAUGGAUGUCAUGGCUGAUUCGCUGCUGGAGAUGGCUAGGAUGGUUGUUGUGAAGGCGGGGGUUUGA
Molecule: messenger RNA, 801 nt
Organism: Lachnellula hyalina
Lineage: Eukaryota; Fungi; Ascomycota; Leotiomycetes; Helotiales; Lachnaceae
Exons: 5
Coding region: 1-801 (266 amino acids)
Source: RefSeq, a predicted model, not a curated record